This is a messenger RNA of Setaria italica (foxtail millet), 1080 nucleotides long. RefSeq lists its product as uncharacterized. NCBI's taxonomy places the organism in Eukaryota, Viridiplantae, Streptophyta, Magnoliopsida, Poales, Poaceae. The coding region runs from base 1 to 1080 and encodes 359 amino acids. Gene Ontology annotation, molecular function: zinc ion binding. The transcript is spliced from 3 exons. The record is from RefSeq and is a predicted model, not a curated record.
AUGGACAACUUGGCAAUAUGUACAUAUGCAUGCAAGGGUUUAGAGGCUGCUGUGAAGGAAGUGUUUCCUUUGGCAGAAUAUAGGGAGUGUUUCAGGCAUCUGAUGGAAAAUAUGAAGAAAAACUUCCAUGGCAGUGUGUAUGCAAAGCAUAUGUGGCCAACAGCCACGGCUUACUUGCCAGAUAAACACAAGUACCUUCUUGCAAAAGUGACCACUCCUUCACCAAAUGUUGAGAAGUGGUUGGAGGAGCAUCAUCAUCUGAAGUGGACCAAAAGCAAAUUCUCACCAAAAAUUAAGUGUGACUACAUCAACAAUAACUUGGUAGAGAGUUGGAAUGCAUGGAUCAAGGAAUAUAAGGACUUGCCUAUAGAUGUUCUUGCAGAUGCUGUUAGGGAGAAAACAGUCAUCAUGUUUGAGAAAAGGAGAAGAGUGUCAAUGGCCCUGAAUGGUCUCAUACUACCAGCAGUUAUCCAUCAACUGAAUGCAGCCUCAAAGGGUUUAGGAAAUCUGAAGGUGACAGAGGUGACAAAAAUAUACAAAGAUGAAGAGAUCAAAAGACAUGUUGUGUACCUUAAACAGCACCACUGCACUUGCAGGGAGUGGCAAUUUAAUGGAAAACCUUGUCCACAUGCCUUGGCAGUCAUCACCACUGAAAGGAGGAUGAAUAUGGAACAAUAUGUAGACCUAGCAUACUCUGUGCAGAGAUUUCAAGCUGCUUAUGUUGGAUUGGUCCCUAACAUAAAGACAAGAGUCAAUUAUGGAUGGAAGAGGACCAAGAAGACAAAAGCCAAAGUGGGCAGGAAGAAGACAAAAACUGAUGAAGCAGCACCAUCACUAGCUAAUACACCAAGAACCAGAGCUGCAGUAGCUGAAGCUCAAACAUCAAUUAGAGAAGCUGAACCAUCUAAUAGUCCUGUACCAACCACAAGAAGGAGAUUGGCAUUGGCUACUCCACCAACACCAAUGGUCGAGGCUCCACCAGCUCUGGAGGUGGUACCAACAAAUAAUCAAGUAAAAAAAUUGACACCUAGGAAGAAGUUGGCAACUAAGAUCAAGAAGGCUAGUCCAGUCAAGAAGUAG